This is a messenger RNA of Mycena citricolor, 694 nucleotides long. Lineage: Eukaryota; Fungi; Basidiomycota; Agaricomycetes; Agaricales; Mycenaceae. The record is from the annotation of a GenBank genome assembly.
UCCGCCUUCAUUACAGACAGGGCAUUUUGAGUUCACUAUAAAGUAUACAAGUACCCGACAAUCCGCGUAUUCCUGUGCUCCGCCCCUACGAGCGCCAUUCCGAAUGGGGAUGCAGGCCCCAAUUCUCCAACCACGUCUGGAACUCGCCGGCGAUCUUUGCAUGCCCCGCGACAGUCGGGUGUUGGUUGCUGAAGAGCGGUCAGUACAGUGAGCGCGAUGCGUUCCCGCGCGCGGCAACGCACUCUGGGAAGACAUCUGCGAAGGUGACCCAGCCGGUGGUGUUGACGAGGAAGAUGUUCUUGUCGUCGUGCUCCGUUCUGCAUCGCUGCGGUCAGACGAAAUUCGGGAGUGUGGAUGGGGACAGAACGUGCUUUCUGAGAUUCACGAUCUUCUCGUAUUCUCCGGGGUAGUAGUAGAAGGUCGGCGCGUCGGCGCUUGGCCAGCCCCACUGCGAACCUGAAUUGAGUUCCAUGUUGGCCGAGCGGGAGCUGAACGCACGGGCGAGAGUACGAAGAUGGGAACAUGUGCGUACUCGCGCAUGGAUCGGAGACGGGCCAGGAAAUCGGUGUAGACCUGCUCGAACUGAUCUGCAGGGACAUUCUGACCGGAAUCGUUGGCACUGAGAACGAUCUAAUCAGAUCCGGCCCGCGGGUCUAGGGGGACGGACGCACCCGAUGUGGAUCACGAGGUGCGU